Molecule: messenger RNA, 6618 nt
Organism: Mytilus californianus (California mussel)
Lineage: Eukaryota; Metazoa; Mollusca; Bivalvia; Mytilida; Mytilidae
Product: sterile alpha motif domain-containing protein 9-like
Exons: 7
Coding region: 94-6618 (2174 amino acids)
Cellular component (GO): cytoplasm
Source: RefSeq, a predicted model, not a curated record
AACCAAACAAGGAAGUUUAUCUUUAUGUUGUAAAAAUAAUAUGAUUGGAAAAUACCCAGAUUUUAUUAAUAAAUGCAAGUCCAAAGGUAAAAUAUGAAGCAACUUGGUGGAAUGAUUCGAGUGUGUAUCCCUGAAAAUGUUAGAUACAACAAGUAUGACGUCUACCAGCUAUUCUCGUCAGUUGCACAGAUUAACAAAGUCAUUUUACACCGAAAAGAGAGAUGUGCAGACGUAUACUUAUUUAAAAGGUCAUCCAUUGAAUUUGUCCUUAAUCAGGCAUGGGUGCUUAGAGGACACCAUUUAACUGUGUACAAUGGUUUCAAGACCUUGCAAAGAAACAAUAAUAAAAACUUUCAAUCACAGAUCAGUAGUCAACAAAGACAUAAUUUGAAAUAUACAUAUAAUGAUUACAAGUUACAGCGAAGUGCAUUUUGGAGAGAUGUUCCUCAUCAUAAGUCAAAACCUACCUGCCAGAAAAUAAAGACAGUGAAGGUUCAUAGUUCUUCAUUAAUAACCAAGCAGAACAAUCGAAAAAAGGGAUCACAAUCUUUAAAACCAUUGAAAAGCGGGAACAGUGGAAAGUCUAAACAGUUCAUCCAAAUCAACAAGACAACUGCCAGGAAUUGUGAUUCUGAUAGGUUUUUAAAACAUUCCAUAUUAAAUGAGGCUUCUAGCAACACAAACAUAUUAGUCUCUACAGAAAACGGUAGUGUACCAGAAGAACCAUGUAAAACCUUUGAAACGCCAGCUGUAUACAUGAUGUACCAAGAUUCCCAUAAGCUAUUACAGUUAACAUCAUUAUCUUAUGAUAACAUCAUGUAUGAAAUAAGAAGACAUACCUCAAUUCCGUAUAGUUUACUUCUGCUUUAUCACCACGGAAAAUGUCUCCAUGGAAAUAUGUUUCCCAAUAUUCAGCCAUACGAUUCUAUCCUUGUCCUGGUUAAAGGCAAAGGCGGAAUGGAACAGGGAGACAACACUGAAAAUGUAACAGAAAAGAGUAGCGAGGAUGAAGUUACCACAUGGUUGAUAAAAUCUUUAGGAUUAACCAGAGAGCAAGUUGAAAAUUACGAUUUGGAAGAUUUAAACGGCCAGCUACUGUAUAGAUAUUCGUUGGAAAGUUUGGAACAAUUUAAAUUGGUCCUUCCAGUUGUUCCUAUUGGUCUGUUACGAAAAAUGCUUAUCCUAAGAAAGCCUGAUACUAAAACAAGAGAGAUCCUCACACUACCAGAAAGUAAAUGGAAAUGUGAAGAUGUUGAAGAUUUAGUAAAACGAACGUUAAAGGGGAAAAGGGACACAGUUGAUAGCAUAUGUAAAUUUAUUCACGAGAAAGCUAUAGAUGGUGUGGUAUUUUUAACAUACAGUAAUGUUGAGGAAAUGCAAGAAGACUAUUCAUCAUCAAAAGAAUACAGAUUGCAGUUUGAAAAAAUUAUGCUCAAACAAGCGGAGAUUUUAGUCCCAGUUCAUGAUUUAAAAAAUAAACCCAAAAGUAGUAAAGAGAAACAAGGACAUAGCAAACCACCUUCUGAGGUUGAAAAGUGGGUUUCAUUUUUACAGGACCGUCUUAACUUGGAAAAAUCUUCUGCAUCGCUGGAUACAUUCGCUAAACCUUGUAAUUUAAGCAUCAUAUACAGUGCAUGGAAAACAAAAAAUGAUUUUGAAUCUAAAGUAUUGUUCUUCAUUCUAAACGAAGAACAAAUUCAAUUUGACUCUCAUUCACAACGUAUUAUUUGGAGUAAAAUACGACAGAACAUGCGACGAUGGAGACAAAGUUUAGAUGCUUCUUCGAAAACAUUAUUUGAGGAAACUGAUGACGACGAAUGUUUGACCUAUGGCGGACAACAUAUUUCAUUGUCAAACGAGCAACCUAAUAUGAAACCAAUAAUGGACAAGUUCAAAAAGCCUCAAGAUCUGUUAUUGAUACCAAAUAUGUUUCUUGUAGUAGAAUGUGGUACAUUUGGAACUGAUGUUAUAACAUAUGAAAUUAAUUUGCAAGUACGAGAAAAAGAUCCAAUUCUUUACCGGUUUAAUUUUAGAAAGGGUAUUGAAUAUUUACAGUUCGACCAUCGGAAUGAAACAAAAGAUUUUUGGGCAUCUGCCUUGAUAGCGCGAGGUACUGAAAUUGAAGCAGAUAAAGCAACGGUCACUGUGAAAUGUAUUUCACAUAUACAGUCGCAUCGUCCAUUUUUGGCAUCUGGAGCAGAUAUUCAGUAUAUUGCAGGCAAGGUUUUCCCAACAUGUGAAUCAGGUGGAGCGUUGGCAGACAGGUGUUUUGAAUAUAAAUUUUUCGCGUCAAGUCUUGUUUCGAUUGAAAAAGCUAUCAGUAAAUUUUUAAUCGAAACUUUGCGUUUUGCCUGUGGUGUAUUAAAUUUUAGAAAAAAUGGAACAAUAGCUUUUGGAAUAGGUGACGACGUAGCAAAAAUUGAUGGCAGAAGUUUUAAGCAUGGGGAGAUAGUUGGUUUUUGUAUUGAGGAAACGAUGAAAGACUUUAAAUCACAGUUCACAGACGCAUUGGAUAAUGCUAAGAACAAAUGUUUUGACGAUGCCUCCAAAGCGACUGCCAUUAUGUGUAUUGGUGAUCCUGUUUUUAUUCCUGUCGUUACAAGUGCGAGUGAACGAGUAAUGUACGUAAUGGAAGUUGACAUUGAGCCAUCCACUGAAAAAUGUGGAGAUGCGUAUUUCAAAUUGAAUAGAAGUAAACUUGAUAAUAUCGGAAAUAUUAAGAAAAUUGAAAAAGACUACACUUUAUUUGUUCGAAAGGGGUCAUCAACAGAAAAAGUAGUUGAUGACGCUUUUAUACAUAAGCCUUUAGAAAGUAUUAUCAAGCAAAGAAAGAUAUUUGAUGAACGCAUACGAAAGACAAUAAAGGAGCCGCUGGAGUUGCCAUUGGAUAAAUUAAGACGCCUUUUGUGUAAUGGUUUAGAUCAGUUUGAUAGUUCCUUUUAUCCUUUCUUAGUAUUAAACAAACCAACGUUAGAGCAAAAACAAAACCCAGAAUGGAUUCAAAGAUUGCAAUUUAUUCGUGCUAUUGAUUUUUAUUGUAUAUUCGAUUUCGACGAUUAUUCAAAUGUGGAUGGAUUGUGUUCCAACUAUAGAAAUAAAAUGAAAAGUGAGAUACACAGUGAAGAUAUAUUUGAAGACUUCUCAAAUCGUUUCACUAAACUACAAUCUUUGCUAGGUUUUCCGCAUGAUCCCAAAACAGUUUGGGUGUUUGCUAAUGGUAGAAAUGAUGUUACACCAGUUCGGCCACAUUAUGACAGUGACAGAAAUUCUUGGAGUUCCGAAUAUUUAGGAAUACGAGAUGCUGUUUUCUUUUAUAGUCAAAUUAUUCCGAAACGGAGGGCAAUGUUUAUAUUUUUGCUGUUUUCGGAUGAUUUCAUUGGUUUGAUAGAGACACUAAAUGAAUGUAUUUUACGAUUUGGAUGGGACAGAAUAUUAAUAAUUACGACAGAAGAGUAUAUAAUAAAAAAUUUAAGAAAAAUAUUGGUAAGAGAAAAAAGAAGUUCAGAAGAAGAUAUAACAAGACAAAGUGUUUAUGGAGAAGGUUUGACAUGGGAACACAUAUGUUCUACAUUUUGCAUGUCGACAGGACAGUUAGACGAAAUUCUAAUACGAAUUCCCGUACAUAGUGGGGGAGACGGUGUGCCAAUGGAUCAAAACUUUCAAGACGCAAUAACAGAUUUAGAUGUAUUGAGUACCACACUAUGUAAUUAUUCAUCUCAUGAGAAUAACGAAAUGUUUAAUUUGAAAAUAGAAAAGCAGUUCUAUAAAGGUGGAAAGGUAAACUGGUUUAAUUUUGCUUUAGGGCAUGUUUGCACUAGACACAUAUUUACGCAAGUGAAAACCUAUAUACAACGAGUUUUAUCUUAUGGACAUGAAAAUUAUGACCAAGUAGCAGUUCCAAUAACGAUCGUUUAUCAACCAGGAGCUGGAGUAUCGACAUUAGCUCGACAUCUUCUUUGGGAAUUUCAUGAUCGUUACCGUUGUGCAAUAAUUAAAAGACUGACAAGUACUACGGUUUCAAAUAUAUUUUCUCUUUGGCAAUACAAAGAGACAUCUAGGCGGAACCCUCUACUUUUGCUGGUUGAUGACCUUUCUGAUCCUGAUUACUACCCUCAACAGUUACCAAAGAAAAUACAGAAAUAUUUCAAUAAUAUCAAGCUACCACAGCAGGGACCAGUUUGUUGUAUUAUUAUUUGUCAACGUGGUAUAGAGGAAGUAAAACGUAAGCCCAAAUUUACAAGCCCCUUAAUUGAAUAUUCUGAAACACUACGUCAGAAAUUAACAGAUGAGGAAAUACAUUGGUUUGAGACUAAGUUCAAACAAAUAGAAAAAAGAAAGCAUCCAUAUCGCCCGGACAAUCUCAUCUCAUUUUUAAUUCUCAGAAAGGAUUUUGAUGGCGCUUAUAUUAAAAAAACGAUCUCUGAGUUAUUAACCAAGAUUGACGAGGAUUCAAACGAGUAUGAGUUGCUCUCUUUUGUAGCAUUACUUUCCUACUACGGAAAUCUUUCGUAUAAUUCAAAAAGAGCAUGCAUCCCUGUAGAGUGUUGUGAUGAAUUCAUUGGAACAAAAUAUACAAAAGGUAAAGCAUGGGAAUUCUGGGAAAAGAAUAUGCUAGAGGAUAAAAAAAUAUUCCUUUUAGUUGAGGAAAACCGAAAUUAUAGCACAAAACAUAAAUUCAAAGAGAUUCGAAUAUCACACCCUUCAAUAGCUCCCGUAGUGUUAAACAUCUUAAAAGAAAACAAAUUGUCUUUAACUGAUCUUACCUUAAAAUUUCUAGAUUCUUCCGUCUUAACAAAUAAUUCAGUCACUGCAAGCAGUAUCAUUGAAUAUAAGACAAAAGAAAUGCUUAGGAGAAGGCUAAAAGAAGAAUAUAAUGAUAAGGUAAAUACGUCUUAUUCACCUUUAAUAGAAAGAAUUACUAAAGAUGAAGGUUGGAAUAAUGCCGCAAAGGUUUUAAAAAAGGGGUUCGAGUUAUUUCAAGACUGUUAUAUCUAUCAAAUACUAUCGAAAUUACUUUCUAAUAAUAAACAAUAUGACGAUGCGAUUAAAUAUGCACAGGAGUCAAUAAAGUAUGCCUCUUCUAUAGAAGAGAAGGGGUUUUGCUAUCAAAGUUUAGGAUUAGCUAUGAAAGAUAAAUUUGAAUCAAAUAUAGAUGACUUCGUAAAUAUUGAAAAAUCAGGAUGCGCUGUUAAAAGUCUGUUAGAAGCAUUCGAACUUUUCCUUGAGGCAAGACGAUGCGUUGAAAAUGCCGGUGAAAUAAGCGUUCUUUAUUGCACUAAUGAUAUAAUAAAAACUAUUUUGCUUUGUGGUCAAUUCCUCUUAGAAAAGGCAAAUUUCCCUGCCGAAAUCAACCGAAAGAGAUUGCUUACAGACCCUCUUUAUGAUCUCUCAGAAUUACCUGAUACAUGGAAAGAAAUACAAAGAACUCUUACAACUUUAGCCAGUCAUGGCAAGCAUUCAUUUGAGAUCAUUCAACGAAAGUUAUGCUACGAACCAAUAUAUUAUAGUCAUGAUCCCCAACAAUUGCACCGCUUUCAUCGACGAUUGCAUUUAGAUUAUCCGAAAUUGGUAAAUAAAUUUAUACAAAUUUUUGGAGAAGACAGUGAAGAACCACCCACAGACACUAUCCCAGAAGUUAUUGAUGAAUGGCACAGACGAAAGGUAUUAAAUUAUAUGGGAAACAACUACAUGGACCUAUAUAAUCGCAUAUAUUUACAACAUCGGCGUAAAUUUAUGCAGCUGGAUAGGGCAUUUUCUCUUUGUUUAGAAAUACGAGGCCAUCUAGCCCUAAUUGUCAACAAAGAAGUUCGCGACUACAUUAAUUUAGUGUCUGUCAAUUUUCUGCUUAGUUAUUUAAAAUCACAUGGAGUUAAAAAUGCACCACCUUUACAUUCAAUUAUAGAACUCAUCGGGUUUUGUCAAAUUGCAUCUAUGACACCUGGAGAAUAUGCUGAUCAAGCUUAUUUUUUUCUGUCUAUGAUGUUAUGGCCCACACGCGAGGAAGACACAAAUGUUGACAUAGACCUAUUUCAAAAGGCAUUGAAUAACUUCUCAAUCAGAAAACCAAAACGAUUUUAUAAGAAAAAGGAACAAAGAGAAAUGAAAGGUGAAAACAAUAUAACAAGACCUUCUCCUCAGUUCUUUUUGGGUUAUGGCAAAGGUCUGAAAAAGUUUUGUCAUAGGUUUGAUAUUUAUGAUAAGUCUUAUGCGGGUGAACAGUUCGAUGAUGGAAAGAUAUGGCACCGCGAAGAUGUCAAGCGGAAAGUCAGACGAGUAGAAGGUUAUAUCCAGUAUAACCAAUCCUGGCAAUAUAUUUCUGUAAAAAGUCACAAAUCAUCAGACAAUGAAAUUCAGAUUCAUAAAAUUAAAAAGUGUUCUAUUAAAUCGGAAGAAGAGGUAACAUUUGUGCUAGGAUUCAGUAUUGCCGGACCAAUAGCUUAUGAUGUGCAACUUAAAGAGAACCCAGAAUCUUACAGUUCUCCAGUUGCUUUAUAUGAAGAUAAAACUGAAAAAUACUAUUACAAAUCAGACGGCGAACUUUCUGACUUGAUUACCAGAAUUCAGGAACUAAAAAUGGAGACCGACCACAGAAAUCCUAAUCAGCAUGAGGUAAUUUAA